CUCAGCAAUACUACACCAAUUUUUACUUAGCUCAGAGUUUAUCUCCAGGAUUUCCCGCGCGUAGGCAGCAGCAACCUGUGACUGCGAGCACAAGAGGAAAGAUUGCUAAGCUAGAGCUAGAGAGUUGUUGGGAGGAAUCCAGGUGUUGGUGGGGAGGGGAGGUGGCCUAGCAGGGUGAGGAGUUGAGGAGUUUGGAGGAGGCGCAGAGGAGAGAGGUGAUGGAGACGGACAGCCCGCGGAGCCCGGAGGCGGCGAUCGGGCACCGGGUGGAGGACCUGUGGGAGAUUGCGCAGCCGCAGCUCUCGCCCUCCGAGAAGCUCAACUCCUGCUUCGAGGACAUCCCAGUCGCAUCCUUCCCGCGGGCCCACCCCUCGCAAGUAAUCGAGAUACCUUCCGAUGCCAGCCUUGCUGAUACUGUUGAAACAUUAUCUAAAAACAAAAUUUUGAGUGCACCCAUAAGAAAUGUCGAUGCACCAGAGGAUGCUAGUUGGAUAGACAAAUACAUUGGUAUUGUGGAAUUUGCUGGUAUUGCGAUGUGGUUGCUUCACCAGACGGACGCUUCACCUAAUGGGACAGCUGGUUCUGCAGUUGGAUCACCUGUAGCCAAUCUAGCAGCUAGGUUGGGCUCUUUCACAUUCAGAAGAACGUCGUCUGGCAGGGUAGAAACCACCACUGAUUCAGAAUCAGAUGAAGCAGCAUCAGUUGGUGGAAGCUUUUUUGAAACUCUUACUUCCUCUGAGUUCUAUAAGAACACAAAGGUUGGCGACAUCUCAGGAAGCUUCCGAUGGGCACCGUUUCUUGCCUUACAGACAUCUGACACAUUCCUCACCAUGCUGCUUCUUCUAUCCAAGUACAGGAUGAAGAGCCUCCCAGUGGUAGAUAUGGGGGGAGAUCACAUUGAGAAUAUCAUUACACAAUCUUCAGUUGUGCACAUGCUCGCAGAGUGUGCUGGACUUCCUUGGUUUGAAAGCUGGGGAACUAAGAAACUCUGUGAUCUGGGUCUUCCUCUGAUGAAGCCAUACAAACUGGUUAAGGUAAAUGAAGAUCAGCCAGUCCUAAAAGCCUUCCAACUGAUGAGGGAGAAAGGUGUUGGUGGUCUGCCAGUUAUGGACACAAGCGGAACAAAAGCAAUUGGUAACAUUAGCAUCAGAGAUGUUCAAUAUCUUCUGGCUGCCCCCAAGAUAUACAAACAAUACAGGACGAUCGCGGCGAAGGAUUUCCUUACCGCGGUCCGGCAUCAUCUCCAGGAGCAACAGGAGGCUUCCCCCUUCCUGCAUGACGUCAUCACAUGCAAGAGGGACGACGCAAUUAAGGACAUCAUACUGAAGCUGGACUCGGUGAAGAUCCACCGGAUCUACGUGGUCGACGACAAGGGGAACGCCGAAGGGGUGAUAACACUGAGGGACAUAAUCUCCAAGCUGGUGCACGAGCCACGCCACUACUUCGGGGACUUCUUUGACGGCGUUGUUCCUCUACCCGCAAACAGCACCGUAUGACGCGACGCUGCGCUCUUUGAAAAUUUGCACAACUUCGGAACGCUGUCAUCCUUCAGUAUUUGGGCAUUUAAGCUAGACUCUUCUGUUGAGACAUUCUUGGUCUUGGCUUCUUCUUGGGUGAUCUCACGCAUACGUGAUGAGUUGGUAGAGUCCAGCUGUAAGUUAUGUGUCAUGGUUCAUUCCGACAUUCCAUGUUCAUCUUCCACCAUAUGAAGGUGUGUACCGUCCGACGGCCCAUCCAUGAAGAGGCUUCCUGAACGACGAGUGGGCACCAAGCAAGAGAGCACUGGAAAAGGUCCAAGGUGUAGAUGAUAGCAGUUAGCUUAAGACCACUCCUUGAGCAACAGUGACAAGUGACAACAACAUAAUGAGUUUGGUACGGAAGAUAGAACGGAUGCCCAGAGCGUCAGUGUAAAAUUACAGUUUACCAGAUGGAGGCUUCCUCUAAAACCCAAUGGCACUAAUUCGAGUUCACUAGGUGGUUACAGCCUUUUAAAUGCCACUAUGCCCAGUCAUCACCGGUUCUCAGAAACAUGAUUACAGUGAGCCCACCAGGGUACAACUGCUACACUAAAAAAUCGAGAAUCUCCAGCUAGAUGUCAUGUACGAGUACCUAACCCACAAGGAAGAGAUCAACGGAUACAACAUGAAGAAAGGGAAGAUAAACACAGCAUCUCCAUCCACUCCCUUCAAGAAAUGACGCACCCUGAGUCCCUGAGCCACCUGACAAAGGCAAACGAAAAGUGAAAUCUAUAUCUGUUUGAUAGCUUGAAGGCUCUGCAUGGGAUUGACACAAAGUAGACAAUCAUGUUCUAGUACCAAUCAAAGCAACUAAAAAUAUUUUUAAACAGAGUGGCAUGCAGGUAAAACAAUGCAAUUGCAACUUCA
Molecule: messenger RNA, 2384 nt
Organism: Lolium rigidum
Lineage: Eukaryota; Viridiplantae; Streptophyta; Magnoliopsida; Poales; Poaceae
Product: SNF1-related protein kinase regulatory subunit gamma-1
Exons: 7
Coding region: 219-1496 (425 amino acids)
Source: RefSeq, a predicted model, not a curated record